Emiliania huxleyi CCMP1516 is the source of this 1689-nucleotide messenger RNA. RefSeq lists its product as hypothetical. Bases 1 to 1689 code for a protein of 562 amino acids. The transcript is spliced from 2 exons. NCBI's taxonomy places the organism in Eukaryota, Haptophyta, Isochrysidales, Noelaerhabdaceae. The record is from RefSeq and is a predicted model, not a curated record.
AUGUUGGCCUCCAUCCUCUCGCCCACAGCCGCUCCUCCUCCUCCUCCUCCUCCCAACUACGCCGUCACCUUCGACUUCUCCACCGCAACGCGCACCACCAACACUGCCGCGACCGUUGAGGUCGACGUGAUGCCCUUCCUGGGCCGCACGUCGAGCGGCGGCCCCUUUGGAGCCUACUACGAGGCGCUCUCCGGUCUCGGCGCCGAGUUCGUGCGCUUCGCGCCGUGGUUCCCCAACCCGCGCGUCGUCGUGACCGAGCUGACGCCGCCCAACUGCAACGCCACCCACGCGGCGACCAACUGGGACUCGACGGCCUUCGACGAGGUGAUGAGCAACUUCUACUCGGCCGUGUGCGGCCCCGGCGCGGCCGACGGCGCGUGCGAGCGCUCGGUCGUGCAGCAGCUCUCGACGAUGCCGUCGUGGCUCUUUGUCGACGGCUACGACUACACCAAGCUGCCCGCCGACCCGUGGAACACGCCCGACCCGUUCGACGUCUACACGGCCGGCAGCGCGCUCAAGGACCCGAGCUGCGCGGAGAUGGCGCGCUACUUUGCGCGGCUGGCCGGCUGGUACACGGCGGGCGGCUUCCACGACGAGUGCGGCCACUGGCACGCGUCGAGCCUGCGGUACGCGUGGUACGGGCUGUCGAUCCUCAACGAGGACGAGCACCACCUGCAGCCCGACGGCGGCCCGGCGUACACGACGUGCUACGACGCCGUCAGGGCGGCGGUCGCCAAGGUCAACCCGCAGAUCGUUCCCGCCGGCCCCGAAUGGGCGGUGCCGGCGGUCGACGUGCUCGGCUACUUUCUAAACGCGAGCAACCACGCCGACGGCGCGCCGCCGCCGCUCGUGACCUACCACUGGGCCUCGUCGCACGACGCCGCCACCGCCGAGACCUUCUUCACCGCGUGGGACGGCGCCCUCAAGAACAAAAUCGAUCCCAUCGGCGCGCUGGUGGACCCGGCGAAGACGCAGCUGGGGCUCAACGAGUUCAUCCCGUUUGUGAAGGACUACUUCGACUGCAACGGCGUCCCCGCCGACGUGUGCAGCGAGGCGGCUGACGUCUACAGCGGCUGGAUGGACCCGCGCUUCGCGCAGGGCGACCCGGACUUGCAGCACGCGAAAGGCAUCGGCAUCAACCGCACGACCGUCUCUUGGAACGCGGCGGCGAGCCUCUUUGCGUACGCGUUUGGCACGCUGGCGGAGCGCGGCUACCUCUUCGUCGGUCAGGACCAGCUGAUUGGCGGCACGUGGCCCGACAACGAGCCUGCUGUGAGCAUGCUCGACUGGCAGAGCGGCGAGCCCAACGCCAAGUACUGGGUGACGCAGCUGCUGGCGGCGGGCGUCGGCAGCAAGGCGGCCAAGCGGCUCAGCCCCUCCAACACGAGCGACCCCUCCGCGCUCUACGCCCUCGCCUUCACGGCGACGGCGCCGCCCCACGCGCGCAGCCUGCUGCUCGUCAACAAGCGGCAGGCGCCCGCGACCGCCGCGCUGACCGGCCUCACGGGCGGAGAGGCCUCGUGCGUCGAGGUGGGCGCGGGGCUGUCGGAGCCGGGCUUCGCGCCCAUCGUCGUAAAGCGGCUGUCGAGCGCGGGGGUGCUGGCCAUGGGAGGCUUCGCCACGUGCGUCGUGUCGUCGCUGCAGCUCGAUGGAGGGGUUGAGCAGGAUGUGGUUGUGGAGGUUGUGUAG